Botrytis fragariae is the source of this 303-nucleotide messenger RNA. RefSeq names its product putative mfs mdr transporter protein. NCBI's taxonomy places the organism in Eukaryota, Fungi, Ascomycota, Leotiomycetes, Helotiales, Sclerotiniaceae. Bases 1 to 303 code for a protein of 100 amino acids. The transcript has 2 exons. The record is from RefSeq and is a predicted model, not a curated record.
AUGAUUGCGGUCACACCUCAAGUGAGCUGCCAUCUAGAGAUCAUGGAAUACAAUCCAACAGGCGCGCCGAGAGCUUCUAGUGCCGUCAAAGAUAACAGUCAAGUGGUUAUGAUGACAGCCGAUGAAGAGAAAGCAGCAGCAACAAUGCCUACGGGAGAUGGAAAACAGGACCACGAUGCAAAACUCGAGACCGGACCAGGUCAGCUUGUGAAAUUGCCAGAAAGACAAAGAACUGUACAUGGCAUCAAAGUAUUGACAAGUCAUUUCCUUCAAGCUGACCCUAUGGUCAUGCCUAAACAAUAG